UUGUAGAACAUCCGGUACUGAAGCGUUUGAUAGAAGCAAGAGAACUGGAUGUGCUGUACUUGGACAAUACAUUCUCAGCACCCUUUUGCAAAUUCCCAUCCAGGGAGGAAGCCAAAAAGCAGCUCUUUGAUAUUAUUGAGGUGUAACCUGCAAAGCUCAAGGGUUGCAAGGCUCGUCUGAUAUGUUUGAUUUCUGUCAUGGAAAAGUAGCCUACCUUUCCAAACCAACAGCAGGGAAUGUGAAUAUUAGAAAUUCCUAUCCAGAUCACACAAUUAAGAUCAGUGUCCGAGAACUUGGCAGGGAAGACCUGUUGGAGGCAGUUGCAAGGAGGUUUCAAGAGAGAAUUCUUGUUAAUCAGGACAAAUUUAAGGUGUUGGAGUUACUGCAGUAUUCAGAUGCUUUUACCAAUGACCCUUCACAAGCAAGGAUUCAUGCAGUCCCAAUGUCACAGAUCCAAGUUAGAACACAUGAAAGAUGGAAUGAGGAGAGCCCAACCAUCAGUAUAGUGUUGACAGCUUUGUUUGUUGGAUGGCCUCAUGGACCAUACAGUAGCCAAGCAAACAAAGGAAUCUUCAAAGUAAUGUACAGUGAUCAUUCAUCCUAUGAUGAACUGAUGCAAAUGGUUGGAUGUCUCAGACCAAGACGCAUAAUUCCCAUUGUACAGCAGUGGUCAAAGGUUGGAUGGUGGGCUGAUCCUAAUGCUCCUGACCAGUCAGCCAAGUUUGACAUGUCUGUAUAUGAUCACUUGCUUACUUAUCCACCUCCAGAUCCUAUUCUGAUUCCUGAGGCCAUUACUCGGAUGAUGUCACAGGGUGGGCCUUUGAUGGUAUCUCAUCAGCCUCGCCGCUGUUCCCUGCGCCAUGGCCUGGCACCCAGGCCCAGACGUGCUUUGGGAGUUCGAGGGGUAGUAUUCACUUCCCCAGAACGAGUUGCAGAAUCUCCAGUACCCAGUGGUAGCAUGACUCUUGACGUUAGUUUCCGUACAGAUACAUCUUGUUCUAUCAUGCAUCCUAAACUAUAUUUCCCUAGUACUGAACAAGAAAGUAAUUCUAUGGCAACUCAAACACCUAGAAAAAUAUUAAAAUCAAGAAGAUUAUCUUCCUCUGACGAUAAAGAUAACAAUGUCACAAUAUCAGACCUAAGGUUACGAAUUAUAUCACGUACUAAAGCAUUGGCUGUCUCACAUUUUAUUAGCCUAGACUCUGAGGAUGCUACUGGCAAUGGCAAAUCUAGCUCUGAGGUACUCAAAAAGGCCAAAGCUAUUUGUCAGUCUCUCUCAUAUGUUGAUGCCCUUUUCUGAGCAGAAUAACAAAAUUCGAUCUAUUAAUUUUAAUUAGCAAUAAAUUAUAAUACACAUGAAUCUGAAAGGACCUCGGAAUAGUACAAAUACUAGUCAUAUUUGUGGAUACGAAUCAGUGAGUACUGUUAUUUUUCAGUAAAAUUGAACUUUGUAGUUCAUAAAUAUGGUUAACAAUAAAACAAUGAUAACUGAA
This is a messenger RNA of Penaeus monodon (black tiger shrimp), 1493 nucleotides long. Its product is annotated as 5' exonuclease Apollo-like. Gene Ontology annotation, biological process: interstrand cross-link repair; double-strand break repair via nonhomologous end joining; protection from non-homologous end joining at telomere. The coding region runs from base 182 to 1300 and encodes 372 amino acids. The record is from RefSeq and is a predicted model, not a curated record. NCBI's taxonomy places the organism in Eukaryota, Metazoa, Arthropoda, Malacostraca, Decapoda, Penaeidae. The transcript is spliced from 4 exons. Gene Ontology annotation, molecular function: 5'-3' DNA exonuclease activity; damaged DNA binding.